Populus euphratica (Euphrates poplar) is the source of this 678-nucleotide messenger RNA. RefSeq lists its product as uncharacterized. Bases 65 to 667 code for a protein of 200 amino acids. Gene Ontology annotation, cellular component: mitochondrion. Lineage: Eukaryota; Viridiplantae; Streptophyta; Magnoliopsida; Malpighiales; Salicaceae. The transcript has 4 exons. Gene Ontology annotation, biological process: mitochondrion organization. The record is from RefSeq and is a predicted model, not a curated record.
GGGAGGGUUCGAUAAUUAAGGAGGCCCAGGGUUUUCAACAGCAACAACAAAGAGAGACAGAAAAAUGUGGAGGAGGAGGAGUCAUUUAUUACUCAGCAACGCCGUAAGAACCUCCCACCACCUCUCCUCCUUUUCGGCUUCCACCGCUUCCAGAGGCAGAGCCCCCCUCACUCCCUCCUCCAAUUCUCCCUUAUUUAAACCCCCUUCUCUUCACUUAGCCCCAAACAACCGCCUUUCCUCUCCUCUCUCCUCCACCAUCUCCGUCCGCCUCUUCACUCCCUCCUCCAAUUCUCCCUUAUUUAAACCCCCUUCUCUUCACUUAGCCCCAAACAACCGCCUUUCCUCUCCUCUCUCCUCCACCAUCUCCGCCCGCCUCCUCCGCACCGGCCGCGACCCCUUCACCAGUUAUGAGAUUACACCACCUGUGAAUUGGGGGGUACGGAUUGUGCCGGAGAAGAAAGCGUUUGUGGUAGAGAGAUUUGGAAAGUACUUGAAGACGCUGCCAUCUGGAAUCCAUUUCUUGAUUCCUCUUGUCGAUCGAAUCGCUUAUGCUCACUCUUUGAAGGAAGAGGCUAUUCAGAUUCCUGAUCAAUCAGCUAUUACCAAAGACAAUGUCAGCAUUCUUAUCGACGGCGUCCUCUAUGAAAAGAUUGUGUUAAAACUCUAAGGUUGUUUCGG